Molecule: messenger RNA, 1116 nt
Organism: Cloeon dipterum
Lineage: Eukaryota; Metazoa; Arthropoda; Insecta; Ephemeroptera; Baetidae
Product: plexin domain-containing protein 2-like
Exons: 4
Coding region: 1-1116 (371 amino acids)
Source: RefSeq, a predicted model, not a curated record
AUGGUUGUAUUCUCCACAGAAAUUGAGAAGGAAAGUGACCACUUCUAUGAAACUGACAAAAACUUUUCGAUGAAAAUCCACUAUGCCAACUAUCCAGACGACGAUGCCAACUUAUUUUGGAUAAAUAUGGAGAGUGAGAAAAAUGCGAAGACGUGGAACGAAAGCAUGUAUCUAACGGUGUCGUUUGAUGUGCCAUUUGGGUUUCAACUUUUCGACCUGAAUGUCACCCGCAUAGUAGUGACACCUCAAGGAAUAAUUGAGCCAGAAGAACUUCGAUUGUACAAUAAAAAAUGGAACAUCGCUCCCUUAAAUGGCAAAUUCGGAACGAGGAGCAGUAAAAUUUCUAUCCUCGUUAAAGGCAAUAACCUCUACAUCCAGUGGAACAAAUUUCGAUUCGACGACGAAUAUUAUGGACAACACGAGUUCAGCUUUCAAGUCAGACUGGGGGAAAGAGGAGAAAUCGAUUUCGUUUACAGAAAAGUGCCUUACAACAUGACAGAUUUGCAAAAAGCUUGUCCCGAAUGCCUCGAAGAUAAAUUUGGAGUCGUGUACACUCAUCACGAAGUUUUUGAAGUUCCCCGUCGCUACAUUGAAUCUUACAAGCUUGGAUUUUCCAUGGAUUUCGAAAAAUAUGAAGUCAAGGACGGGACUGUGGUCAGAUUUUUCCCGGCUGAUCGGUGCAUGGGGCAAAAAAACAGCGAUGACUGCACCAAAACGAAAUUUCAAAUCAACGCGAAAAAAACUGGCCAAUGCUCGUGGUGCCCAGCAAUUCGGAAGUGUUCCAGCAAGAGGGACAGUUUGCGGCACGCGUGGAAGGAGAACAAAUGCGACGAUAAUGACAAGAAUGUUCCUAGUACCAGCCACUCCGACAGCAAAAACAUUUCUGACAAUGGUUCGUUCAAAUCAAUGUUUCUCGUGGUUUUCUGGAUCAUCACACCCCUGAUUGUUAUGGUCACCCUCUGUGUGGUCUCCAAGGAUCAAAUUGUCAGAAUAUUUCAAACAACUCCGGCGCAAUGGUUUCGAGACUUUAUCGAAUGCUUUGAUGAGCGAAAUCAGCCGGAUGACAAUAAUCAAGCAGAAGAUGAAAACAAUGACCAGGAAUUACAGGAAUUGUAG